GGCUCAUCCACAUGGGCACUUGUACCAGCCCAUGGCUCCUCAGGGUGAAUAAUUGAAGGGCAGGUCACACGAGCCCGCCCGUCACAGGAUGCCUUCCCCGCCGGGUCCGGUUACGCCCCAGAUCGCAUUCUGACAUCCCCAGCUGGUGAAUAAUUAAGCUGCCACCUCCUCUGAGGCAGGCCUCCAUCUCCAGGUCCCACUCUGCAGCUUCCUCAUUGCCGGCCAAGCCGUGGGCCCCUGAGAGACCACCCACCACUGCUCCCAGCCGGGCCAUCGCCACCAGCUCCCAGCCUCCUGCUCAGACCCCGGCGACAGCCGUCCCAUGCCCCCCGAGAUGGACCAGUUCUACAGGUCCACCAUGGCCAUCUACAAGGUGUGAGCAGGAGCUGGCUGCGAGGGGACCAUAGCUUGAAACAGGACCCCAAAAAUGGGAUCUGAGGCCCCUAUAGCCAGAGCCAGGAUUCUGGAUGAGCCUAGAGCAUCAUGGAGCAGUUUAACCCCGCCCUGGAGAACCUGGUGUACCUGGGCAACAACUACCUGCGUGCCUUCCAUGCCCUGUCUGAGGCGGCCGAGGUCUACUUCAGUGCCAUCCAGAAGAUUGGGGAGCGUGCCCUGCAGAGUCCCACCUCCCAGAUUCUGGGUGCAGACAUUCCAUGGAGACUUGCUGCAGCACAUGGAGAAGAACACCAAGCUGGACAUGCAGUUCAUCAAAGACAGCCGCCAGCACUAUGAGAUCGAGUACCGCCACCGAGCGGCCAACCUGGAGAAGUGCAUGUCUGAGCUGUGGCGCAUGGAGCGCAAGAGGGACAAGAACGUGCGGGAGAUGAAGGAGAGUGUGAACCGGCUGCACGCCCAGAUGCAGGCCUUCGUGUCUGAGAGUCAGCGGGCAGCUGAACUGGAAGAAAAGCGGCGCUACCGCUUCCUGGCGGAGAAGCACCUGCUACUUUCCAACACCUUCCUGCAGUUCUUCAGCCGGGCCCGGGGGAUGCUCCAGAACCGCGUGCUGCUAUGGAAGGAGCAGUCAGAGGCCAGCCGCGGCCCGUCGCGCGCCCAUUCCCCCGGCCUGCUGGGCCCUGCGCUGGGGCCACCGUACCCCUCGGGCCGCCUGACGCCCACCCGCCUGGACAUGCCCCCAAGGGCCCUGGGAGAGUUCAGCUCCCCCCGCAGCCGGCACAGCUCCGGCUCCUACGGCCCGGAGCCCGACGCGAGGCCCGCGUCCCAGCUGGAGCCAGACCGCAGGUCCCUGCCCCGCACGCCGUCUGCCUCCUCGCUCUACAGCAGCAGCACCCAGCGCUCGCGCUCCAACUCCUUUGGCGAGCGGCCGGGCGGCGGCGGGGGCGGCGGGGGCGCCAGGAGGGUCCGUGCCCUGGUCUCCCACUCUGAGGGCGCCAACCACACGCUGCUGCGCUUCUCCGCCGGGGACGUGGUGGAGGUGCUGGUGCCCGAGGCCCAGAACGGCUGGCUCUACGGCAAGCUGGAGGGCUCGUCCGCGAGUGGCUGGUUCCCUGAGGCCUACGUGAAGGCUCUGGAGGAGGGCUCCAUGAAUCCCAUGACCCCCAUGACCUCCAUGACCCCCAUGACACCCAUGAUGCCCAUGAAGCCCAUGAACCCCGUGAAAGAGCUGCCUUCCAGAUCCUACCCACUCCGGGGCAGCCACAGCCUCGAUGACCUCCUGGACCGGCCAGGCAACUCCACAACACCCUCGGAGUACUGGGAUGGUCAGUCCAGCUCCCGCACCCCAAGCCGGAUGCUGAGCCAUGCCCCCAGCCCUGCACAUCCACCCUUGCCCAGCAGCCGCCGCAGCAGCAUGGGCAGCACGGGGGUGGCCACUGACGUCAAGAAACUGAUGUCCUCGGAGCAGUACCCCCCGCAGGAGCUCUUCCCAAGGGGCACAAAUCCUUUUGCCACCGUCAAGCUUCGCCCCACCAUCACCAAUGACCGCUCAGCGCCCCUCAUCCGCUGAGGCGGGGUCCAAGGUCUUACCCCCCAGGACACCUGCCCCGGGACUGUUCGGAGCUGGCAGUGGCAGCAACGGCAGCAGCAGCAGUGACUACAAGAAAUGGGGCGCUGAAACCAGAGGUGGCUGCCCUUCCCCAGAGCACCCCGGCAGCCCGAGCAGCUCAGAAGCACUGGCUUGGGGUCAGAGACCUUCAAAGUAAAGCAGGCGGAAUGGGGGGAUAGGACAAUUUCUUUCCCUCCAGGGGCUCCAGGACUCUCCCUGGGG
Messenger RNA from Sapajus apella (tufted capuchin), 2224 nucleotides. RefSeq names its product BAR/IMD domain containing adaptor protein 2 like 2 (gene BAIAP2L2). The transcript has 14 exons. Gene Ontology annotation, cellular component: cytosol; nucleoplasm. The coding region runs from base 428 to 1963 and encodes 511 amino acids. Gene Ontology annotation, molecular function: protein binding. Gene Ontology annotation, biological process: positive regulation of actin filament polymerization; actin crosslink formation; plasma membrane organization. Lineage: Eukaryota; Metazoa; Chordata; Mammalia; Primates; Cebidae. The record is from RefSeq and is a predicted model, not a curated record.